Molecule: messenger RNA, 2777 nt
Organism: Perca flavescens (yellow perch)
Lineage: Eukaryota; Metazoa; Chordata; Actinopteri; Perciformes; Percidae
Gene: chrm4a
Product: cholinergic receptor, muscarinic 4a
Exons: 6
Coding region: 16-1380 (454 amino acids)
Biological process (GO): chemical synaptic transmission; G protein-coupled receptor signaling pathway, coupled to cyclic nucleotide second messenger; adenylate cyclase-inhibiting G protein-coupled acetylcholine receptor signaling pathway
Cellular component (GO): dendrite; plasma membrane; synapse
Molecular function (GO): G protein-coupled acetylcholine receptor activity; G protein-coupled serotonin receptor activity
Source: RefSeq, a predicted model, not a curated record
GGAAAUAUUUUAGUCAUGCUGUCCAUCAAAGUAAACCGCCACCUACAAACUGUCAAUAACUAUUUCUUAUUUUCAUUAGCAUGCGCUGACUUGAUAAUCGGUGCUUUCAGCAUGAAUUUGUACACAGUCUACAUUAUCGUUGGCUAUUGGCCGCUUGGGCCGGUGGUGUGUGACUUGUGGCUAGCUUUAGAUUAUGUUGUCUCAAACGCUUCAGUGAUGAAUUUAUUGAUCAUCAGCUUUGAUCGCUAUUUCUGCGUGACAAAACCCCUCACAUAUCCGACAAGGAGGACAACAAAGAUGGCAGGGUUAAUGAUCGCGGCAGCAUGGAUCCUGUCGUUCAUCUUGUGGGCUCCCGCCAUCUUGUUCUGGCAGUUCAUCGUUGGACAGCGAACAGUGCCACCUGGAGAGUGUUAUAUUCAGUUCCUUUCGAACCCUGCAGCAACGUUUGGGACGGCUAUAGCAGCAUUCUAUCUUCCUGUCAUUAUUAUGACAGUCCUGUACAUCCACAUUUCCCUUGCCUCCAGGAGCAGGGUGUCCAAACACAAACCAGAGAAGAAGGAGAAGAAGGGAAUUAAAACUCCCAGCUUGAUGAAGAGUCAUCUGUUAAAGCAGAACAACAACAAUGAGACCAGUCCUCAGGCCAGUCCCCGCUCUACGCCCAAAGUCAGUCUAGACUCAACUACCACUGCGCUGGAGGCUGUGAAAAAUGGCAGAGUGGAGGAAUCAAAACCUGUUCAGCCACAGCCUCUAUCACAGCCCAGUCCAGGACUCACACAGGAAAAAGAGAGCUCCAACGAUUCGUCCACAGCUUUUAUUCCCCACACAGAACCAAAGGACAACGCCAACAACGAGGUGAUAUCUGAGGCUGCAACAAAUCCCAACCCAGAGGCCACAUCAACAGCCAAUCCUGCAGUAUCCAAGAUCACCUCCAACUCGAGGUGGUCCAAGAUAAAGAUUGUAACGAAGCAGGCCGGGGAUGAAUGCAUCACCGCUUUAGAGAUUGUCCCCCCCGUAGAGGGAGCCGAGAGGCAUUCAAUCCCAAUCAGCCGUCCUAGGACUGUGGCAAGAAAGUUUGCAAGCAUUGCUAGAAGCCAAGUGAAAAGGAAAAGACAGAUGGCUGCCAGAGAAAAGAAAGUGACCAAGACUAUCUUUGCCAUCCUGCUGGCUUUCAUCAUCACAUGGACACCGUAUAACGUCAUGGUGUUGAUCUCAACCUUCUGCCAGUCUUGUGUCCCUGACACUGUGUGGGCUAUUGGCUACUGGCUGUGUUAUGUCAACUCUACUAUCAACCCAGCUUGUUACGCACUGUGCAAUGCCACAUUCAAAAAGACGUUCAAGAACCUGUUGCUGUGCCAGUAUAAAAAUAUAGGUACAAGAUGAGAUGGAAGGAGAAGACUUAGGGUGGGAUGGAUAGGGAAGGGGUAAACAAAACAAGAAGCAGGGACAGAAGAAGGGAGAAAGGAAAUAUUGUUUAAAAGGUGAGUGGGAGAGGGCUGAAGGGAAAUGGAUGGCAUAACUUAGUUGAAGGGUUCCUUCUAAAGAGUAGAUACAUAUAUAGGGGAUGAGUAACUGUGGUUUAUUCUGCAAAUGAAUGCCAUUGGUACAUAUAGAUUCAGAUCGAAAUGUGAGUGUAAACCAGUGAUUCUUUAACCUGACCAGUUUAAUGAUAUGACAGUUGUGUUUCCAAUAUACACUACAGGAGUUCAGGAAUAGUUUCACCACCCAUUAAAAAUUAUGUGUCACUGCCGUUAAUUAUAGCAGCAACUCAAGCCAUGGCUACAGUCAUUAUCACAGCUACAUUCUGUCACAAUCACAGCAAAGGCAGCAGCCAGUGCAAUAUAGCUAUGUUAACAAAAAUAGUAACUAGCGAAGACUAGUUAUCUAAAAUUAGCUGUAAUGAUAUAAACUUGCAGCUGAGCCACAGCUGAAAGUGUGCAUACUUGCACUCAAUUAUAAAUCAAACAUAAUACAUAAUAGUAUGCCAUAUCAUAAUGUAUCCAUGCUGUAUGCACGUUAGAACUCAGCCAUCCAUGGAUCAGAGGGAAUGCAUAAGGUAUUGCAAGGUACAGUAGCUCAAAAUCUAUUGCAAAGGAAUGCAAAAGUAGGUCAGAAAAAACAAAAUUUUCCCUGUGAGCUUUUGGUGGUCAUUUUCAUUUAAGUGUAGGGCAGCUUCUUGGAAAGAAAUCUUAUUGUGGUGAUCUUUUAUGAAUUUUAUCUGAUUUCAUUAUUGUAUAUAAAUGUUUAAAAACUCUGAUUCUGACUGACAGCCCAAAUUAUGCAAUUGAUUCUGAUACCAUAGAUCAUAGAUGCCAUAAAACUGAAGAAAAGGAAAUUAAAAUAUGAAUAAAUGAGAUCUACAUACAGAGGAGAGGAGGGAUGACUGGGAGACUUUGACUGUGACUGAGGACAAAGCAAAAGUGGAGGAGUAGGGUAAGUUGUUAUGGUGGAGGAUAGAGGAGAAGGUAGCAGCAGUAUGAGGUAAAUACAAGUAGCAUACCACACUGUGGCAGCCAUGUUGUGAAGGUCUUUAACUUAUGACUUAUACUUAUAACAAUAGCAGCUAAUUAUGUUUCUAAAGAAACUUUAAUUAUUUACAACUUGACCACCUCAUUAAUUGUAGUACUUCUCCCUAUUUAAGAUGUAGUAGUGAUUUUCUCCUAUUACCCAUGUGAUCAGUUUGUGUUUUGGUCAUUCCAGGUCAUACGCCAUCAAAUAACAAUCUGGUUUGACAAACGUCAAGAUCUUGCUGACCUAGAUUAUCAUCUUCUGAUGUAUGU